Messenger RNA from Mastomys coucha (southern multimammate mouse), 1086 nucleotides. It is a transcript of the gene Ciroz, whose product is annotated as chromosome unknown C1orf127 homolog. The record is from RefSeq and is a predicted model, not a curated record. Lineage: Eukaryota; Metazoa; Chordata; Mammalia; Rodentia; Muridae. Gene Ontology annotation, biological process: heart development. The transcript is spliced from 11 exons. Bases 1 to 1086 code for a protein of 361 amino acids.
AUGUGGGGGUUGGUGGCACUUGUCUGGGCCAUCUGUCUGGCUUGCAUUCAGCCUGCUGUGUUCCCAUGGAUCCUCCCCUUCAGGUCACACAAGGACAGGCCUCACCCAGCUCCUGGAGCUCUGACAGAGAAGGUCGAGUGCUUCUCAGACUACAUGACCCUGCAGAUCCCGAGGAGCCACGUGCAGGGAUUGAGGCAGUGGCUGGCAGGAGUCCUGCGCCUGCCCGGCACCAAGAGGGCCCCCAACCACCUGGAUUCUCUUCUUACCAAAUGUGGCUAUCUCUUGCAUCCUGCUCACGACGGGGGCUUCAUCUUCCGAGCACUAUACUCUGGUUGCUUUGUACAGAGAGAGAAAGCAAAUUACAAGCUGGAAAUCAGGAUGUUUCAAAAGGGGGCAAAAAGGUUGAAGCAGAGUGAUCGCUACGUAAUGAAGUGUCCCAUGGUCAUGGCAAAGUUGGGUGAACAGAGCGUCCGAUGCCAUCCCUCAUUCAUCCAGGUCUCUAGGCCCUGGCCUCCAAGGACUGAUGGUGGACAGACACCGUGGCUGCUGUCCCUUCGAGGGGAGUUGGUGGCUUCUCUGGAGGAUGCCAGCUUGAUGGGAUUAGAGGUGGAUAUUGGUGCCACCAUGGUCACCAUCCAGAGCCCAAGACGAGAACUUCUUCAGAGGCAGGAGGUGUGGAAUACCUCCCUGGAACUUCUGCCAUUGUGGCUGGUGAGCGGUUCCUAUGCCUACUCCUUCGAGGCUGCGUGCCCACUGGGGUCUUCCCAGCCAGGAUCGGAGAUCUCAGUUCACAUCCCCAAGCAGAGACUGGGUCUGGUCAAAAGAGGAUCCCCCAUUGAAGAGUCACUGAGUCCCAGGUUCCUUCAGGUGCAGCAGUCUGACACCUUCACGGUGGCUGAGGACAGUGACUUUGUGGUUGUCAGCAUACCAGCCAGGAGGCUGCUUCAGGACCAGCCAUGCCAAGAGGCCAGAGACUCCUCAGGGACACAAGCUUUCUACAGGGUGGACCUGAGCCUGGACUUUGCAGAGAUGGACUCCCCUGUGCACUGGACAGUAGAGAACUUUUUCCAGUGUGUGGAUUCCUGA